AUGGCAUAUGCUGCGGUUGAUCUCAAAUCUAUCGAGACUCGGCUAUUCGUCAACAAUGAGUUUCGCCCGUCAUCGAGUAACAAAACAUUCGAAGUGGUAUACCCUUACACCAAAGAAGUUGUAGCCCAAGUCCAAGAAGCCGAUAUCAAAGACGUUGACGACGCCGUAGCCGCAGCAAAUGCAGCCUUCCCCGCCUGGCGCGACCUAGGCACAGAACAGCGCGGACACUACCUACGCAAACUAUCCCAGCUGAUCCUCGAGUCCAACGAUGAUCUAGCAAAGCUAGAGACAUUAUGCAUCGGUCGCCCAAUAACCCAAUUCUUCGAUGCCGGCCUAGCAGCCGAAUACUUCCGGUAUUUUGCUGAUGCAGGCUGGAGCGCACAGGGAACAGCCAGUCUCAAUACCCCCGACCAUCUGAACUUGACGGUCAAGCAACCGUUCGGCGUGGUGGCGCUGAUCAUCCCGUGGAAUUUCCCACUUAUAAUGUUUGCUCUUAAAAUGGCGCCCGCGCUGGCAGCUGGUAAUACAGUUGUGUUGAAGAGUAGCGAGAAAGCACCCUUGACGUCCCUCUACAUGGCCAAACUAAUCCAAAAAGCCGGCUUCCCCCCAGGCGUCGUCAACAUCCUCUCAGGUCACGGCGACCCAGCCGGCUCAGCACUAGCAUCGCACAUGGGCGUCCGCGGUAUCAGUUUCACAGGUUCCUCCGCAACAGGACGAAAGAUCCAAGUCGCAUCCGCCAAGUCCAACAUGAAGCAUGUGCACAUGGAGCUAGGCGGUAAAACGCCAGCGAUCGUGUUCCCCGACGCAGAUGUCGCAUCAGCAGCCGCACAGACACAAUUCAGUAUCCAGUUUAACAGCGGACAAAUCUGCGUUGCAAAUUCACGAAUCUACGUGCACGAAUCUAUCGCAGAGCAGUUUAUCAAAUCCUUCCGUGAACAUUUCGCCGCUGUCAAGAUGGGUGAUCCCAUGGAUCCUACAACCACACACGGUCCGCAGGUUGAUAUGAUACAGUAUGAGCGGAUCAAGGAGUAUCUUGCUAUUGGGGAGAAGGAUGGGAAGUUGACUGCUGGUGGAGAUGCGAAGGAUGGCUUGUUUGUGAGGCCGACUGUCUUUGAGGACGUACCUGAGGAUUCGCGGUUGAUGCAGGAAGAGGUUUUUGGACCGGUUGUUGCGAUCAAUACCUUCUCUACCGAGGAGGAGGCGAUUGCCAAGGCGAAUAAUUCUGAGUUUGGUUUGUAUGCGUCUGUUUUUACUAAGGACAUUGAUCGGGCUGUUCGUGUGUCUAAGGCUUUGGAUGCUGGUACUGUUGGUGUCAAUUGCACUAGUCCUACUGGGGCGAAGGAUUGUGCUUUUGGGGGCUUUAAGUCGAGUGGCACUGGUCGUGAGGGGUUGUUGCAUAGUCUUGACAGUUUUCUUGAGAUCAAGACUAUUUUGAUCAAGGCGGUAGCGCGUCUGUGA
Messenger RNA from Penicillium arizonense, 1458 nucleotides. RefSeq names its product aldehyde dehydrogenase family protein. The record is from RefSeq and is a predicted model, not a curated record. Gene Ontology annotation, molecular function: aldehyde dehydrogenase (NAD+) activity. Lineage: Eukaryota; Fungi; Ascomycota; Eurotiomycetes; Eurotiales; Aspergillaceae. Bases 1 to 1458 code for a protein of 485 amino acids. The transcript is spliced from 4 exons.